AUGGCCGUGCAUAUUGUAUUCUUCCAGAUAUGUGUAGCUCUCAUUGCACUACCGAUACACAUCCUUGCUUUCCUGGGCCUGUGGGAUCCCAUGGUCAAGAAAGUAUUUCCUUACCUUCUACAAAAAGUGACCAAGAAAGUCAACAAAUACAUGGGAGAGCACAAGAAGGAGCUCUUCAGGAAUUUGAAUGAUUUCAGAGGCCCUUCUGGGGAGAUCAGAGUCCUGGAGCUGGGCUGCGGCACCGGAGCAAACUUUCAGUUCUAUCCUGAAGGAUGUAAAGUCACCUGUGUAGAUCCUAACCCUAACUUCAAGAAGUUUCUGAGCAACAGCCUAGCAGAGAAUCAGCAUGUCCAAUUCCAGGCCUUUGUGGUGGCUCCAGGGGGGAGAACAUGGUCCAGAGAUACAGAGUGGAUCCAUGGAUGUUGUGGUCUGCACAUUGGUGCUGUGCUCUGUAAACAAUAUUGAAGGGAUUCUGGAGGAAGCUCAUCGUGUGCUGAGACCUGGAGGAGCAUUUUACUUCAUUGAACACGUUAAGGCAGAUCCUUCCUCUUGGAACUAUUUUUUUUUCAGGAAAUCUUGAAUCCAACUUGGAAACACAUAGGGGAUGGAUGCCGGCUAACUAAGGAAACAUGGAAAUAUCUGGAAAAAUCCAAAUUUUCUGAUCUCAAACUUAGACAUAUCCUUGCUCCAUUUAAAUACAGCCCUGUCAAACCCCACAUCAUUGGAUAUGCCCUGAAAUAA
Messenger RNA from Staurois parvus, 741 nucleotides. Lineage: Eukaryota; Metazoa; Chordata; Amphibia; Anura; Ranidae. The record is from the annotation of a GenBank genome assembly.